GCAAGGAAUCCUUGGAUAUGGUUGUAGUGGAAAGGGAACUCAGUCAAAAUCUAUACCAAUAUACAAGAGAAAUUCCAUCGUGUUCGUGUAUUGAAGUGACUUGGUCAAAACUCAUCAAAAUACUUGCAAAUUUAUCGGUUAAGCUAAAAAAAAACUUUGAAAACAUCAAUCCAGUAACACCCCCUUAGUGUUAUGUAACAAAUUGAUCUUUUAUUUUUCACGUACCUAAUAUAUAGUCCACCAUCGAUCUUUGCCGACUCUCCUCCGUCUCGCUCUCUUGUCCUUCCUCUGCAGAUAUUUGGAUUAAGAGUGUUCUAGGUUCGAAUGAGGGCCAAUUGUGUCCGUCGUCUGGCAUUGUGCUUUUUGGUUAUGGCCAUGCUUUCUCUAGGAGGAGCUUCUUCUGAAUAUGCUUACUCUAAUGGACAUAAGAAUCCAGAGGAGGUACCAGACCAAUGGGCCCCUCAUGUUUCUCAGAAGAUUAAUCUAGCUGUGAGAGGAGCAUCCGGUCAUGAUUACAAGUGGCUCAGCUCAGAUACGAGGAUUUUGGUUGUGUCAUUCUAUGGAGUUAUCCAGGCAAAGAGGCCUGGAAUAGCCACUCUGAAAGCUGUGUCGACUUUUGAUUCUCACAACUUUGAUGAGGUUAUGAUUGUUUCCGUAUGUCAACAUGUCUGCUUCCACAUGGAUGAUAUGGAGCCCAAACUGGACAAUGAUCAACUCGCGCCAAACCAUACAACGAUUGCAUGCAUGAACAUGAUUUUCCUAAUAAACUCUCUCGCUUUGGGAAUCUUUCUUAUAGUACACCAUUAUUGUUUUCGUCGUAUUGGCUAUGUAAAGCCUAUUAAUCGGUGUUUUAAAAAACAUGCAAGGCGAUUGUCUAUAAGACGCAGAAGCGCUUAACGACUAUAGAUCUGAUAACUAUCAUCUAGAGAUCUGAUAAUUAUCAUCUAGAAUCUAGAUAUUUGAAUUUGUUAUGUUUGUGAUUAACGAGUUAGGCUGUCUUAAGCGGUUCUACGUAACAUUUAGUAGUGUUAUUGACGAUCCUUUGAUUUUCAA
Messenger RNA from Arabidopsis lyrata subsp. lyrata, 1053 nucleotides. RefSeq lists its product as uncharacterized. The transcript has 4 exons. Bases 325 to 897 code for a protein of 190 amino acids. Lineage: Eukaryota; Viridiplantae; Streptophyta; Magnoliopsida; Brassicales; Brassicaceae. The record is from RefSeq and is a predicted model, not a curated record.